AACAAUUUUUAUUUAUUUAUUUUUUUCUCGAAGAAAAAAGAAAACAAAGAAGAAGAAGAAGAAGAAGAGCGACGGAGAGAGAGAGAGAGAGAUGGGCUGUAAUAGCAGAAUUAAUAAUAGAAGAUGAAGCAACAUACAUAAUGCAAAAUUAUGGCAAUGAUCAAGUGAAUUGUGUGGCUUUGAUAGGGGAAAUGGAUAGCAACAACAAUAGUAAGAGCAAGGGGAGCAGCCAAAGGAGAAGGAGCCAAGUCGGGAAGCCAUUGAUAGUGCUGAUUAGCGGUACGUUGGUGUACUACCACUGCGCCUACAGGAAAGCCAGCCUUCUCUCCUUACUCUCCGACGUCCUCAUCGUCCUCAUCUGCUCCCUCGCCAUUCUCGGCCUCCUCUUCCGCCAAUUGAACAUCUCGGUGCCCGUGGAUCCACUUGAGUGGCAGAUUUCUCAGGACACUGCUAAUAGCAUUGUUGCAUGGUUAGCUAAUACUAUUGGGGCUGCUGAGUCCGUUUUGAGGGUUGCUGCUACGGGGCAUGACAAGAGGCUGUUUUUCAAGGUGGUGGUUUGUCUUUACAUACUAUCAGCUUUGGGACGAUUAGUUUCUGGUGUUACAGUUGCCUAUGCUGGACUCUGCUUGUUUUGUGUUUACAUGUUGAUGGAGGGCUCUCAAUCAACCAGCACAUGUGUGUCUCAGUUUCUGAGGGGAAGAAAUGGCACUACUUCAGAGCAGGAGAUAAUGUAGUCUAAGCGUUUUGUAAUUCAUCAUGAAUGUUCUCACCGCUAUCUUCAACUACUUUGGUGACCCUCUUGAGCGAGUUACAAGUACUUAUUAGCACCAUUGGCUGUGACAAGUUAGCCGUUCUCGCCACAGCAUGUGGUUAAGAUAGCCUUUAAUUUAGAUAACUGGAAGUUGAAAUAUAGGAAUCUCACAACAUUUACGAAUUCUUUGGUGUUGGGGAGAGUAUGUCCUCGCUUACCAACGCCACAAGUGCAGCAGCCCAACCCUGUUUCUUUUUGCUCCAAACAUGAGUUUUUAGAUCUUCAUUGCCGAUAGUCUUGAAUAAAUACUUUUUAACAUA
Molecule: messenger RNA, 1071 nt
Organism: Alnus glutinosa
Lineage: Eukaryota; Viridiplantae; Streptophyta; Magnoliopsida; Fagales; Betulaceae
Product: reticulon-like protein B22
Exons: 4
Coding region: 141-734 (197 amino acids)
Source: RefSeq, a predicted model, not a curated record